AUGCCGCGAGGACGCCGAAAGGCAUGCAAGGCUGUGAAGAAGAAGUUCCAUGCCCUGGACCGGAGCGGCGAUGGCAAGCUCGAUUUCGAAGAGCUGUCCGUUCUGCUACGGAGCGGGGACAGGCAUUUGAAGGACGCAGAGAUUCGUCGACUGUUCGGAAAAAUCGAUCAGAACAACGAUGGGAGGAUCGAUUUUGCAGAGUUCUGUGAUUACAUCUUCGAGCUGGAAGAUGAUGCGAAGCGAGCCCCGCCUGAAGUCGAGGCGACCUUCGACGUGUUCAGUGGCUUCAAUGACAUGAUGACCAUGUCUGAGUUCGCGAAGCUGUGCAAGGAUUGCUGCUUGCACAAUGCGGCCUUCAAGCCAACCGAUGCCGCCAUCUUAUUCUCCAAGGUGAAGCCAAGGGGCAAGCGCGAGUUAGGGAUGGAACAGUUCUUGGAAGCGCUGGACUGUGUAGCCGAGAAGCGGGGUUGUGAAGUCAGCGAGGUCCACAAGGCGAUAACCAUCGCAUUCCAGGAGGCUUCCACAAGUGGCGGCUGGGCCAGUGUAUCUGUGAAAGAGCUCGAGGCCCGUUCGCGCGCAAGGAAGCCGUCUGAGGCCAGAUGGGAGGAGCGAGACGAAGGCCCACCGGUCAAGGCCUCACCCUCGCGUCUCUCCGCCGACGAACGCCGGGAGGGCCUGCUACUGGACUUGUUCCUGGAGCACUCCGUUGGUCGUCAUGGCGGCAUGGAGUACGACAUCCUCCUGACUUUCUUGCAGGAUGCGGGCUUCCUGCGUCGUGGCAUCGCGGAGCAUCACGUGAAGCAGUGGUGGGAGGAUCUGGUUCACAAGGUGGAGCAUCGAGGGCGUGUCGGAGGCAGAUCUGUGUAA
Messenger RNA from Symbiodinium sp. CCMP2456, 867 nucleotides. The record is from the annotation of a GenBank genome assembly. NCBI's taxonomy places the organism in Eukaryota, Dinophyceae, Suessiales, Symbiodiniaceae.